CUCUUGUGAUCAAUCCGCAGAGAAUUUCUUUCGCAGAAAUUCUUCUUCAUUCAACUUUUGCAAAUUUCAGCAUGAUGCAAAAUAAGUCAAAGUUUCGUUGGUCAUUUUGAGCAUAAGCACGGAUGAAUGAAAAAACUUGACAGUCAGCAGAUGGGUGCAGUCAGUUUACUGAGAUCGCAGCAAAUUGGAAGUGUGCCCUUGAUCACUUGCUCUUGAAACCCACGUCAGAAUGUUGGUCCCAGUCUUCACCUUGAAACUCAACCAUAAGAUCAACCCCCGCAUGGUGACCCUGGGCAAGUAUGACGGCAAACAUCCAAAUCUCACUGCAGCCACCACUGCUGGCAAGGUUUUUGUCCACAACCCCCACACUCGAAUGGCCAAUGCCAGUGGCCGUGCCGUGGAAGCCAGUGUGGAUUCGGACGUCAGCCUGCUCAGCAUCAACCAGAAAGUCAGCGCGGUGUGCGCGGGUUCACUUGACUCGCUCGGGAUCAGCGACGUCCUCAUGGUUGGCACCCAGACCAACUUGCUGGCCUACGACGUGCAGAACAACACUGACGUUUUCUACAAAGAUGCUCCCGAUGGCGUGAAUGCCAUCGCUGUGGGUCAGCUGGGAGAUAUCGAGACACCGUUAGCCGUCAUCGGCGGCAACUGCUCACUACAGGGCUAUGAUAGCGAGGGCAACGACCUGUUUUGGACGGUGACGGGAGACAACGUCUGCUCUCUGGUUCUCUGUGACGUCACCAAUGAUGGGGAGCAGGAACUCAUCGUUGGCUCCGAGGAUUUCGACAUCCGCAUCUUCAGGAAGGACGAGAUCAUCUCAGAGAUGACAGAAACAGAGGCAAUCAGUGCUCUGUGUGCAAUGGCCAAUAACCGUUUCGGGUAUGCCUUGGCCAAUGGAACCGUGGGUGUGUAUGAAAACAACUCACGCUAUUGGAGAAUUAAGUCCAAGAACCAGGCUGUCAGUAUCCACAGUUUUGACUUGAAUGGAGACGGGGUACCAGAGCUUAUUACUGGAUGGAGUAAUGGCAAGGUGGAUGCUCGAAGCGACCGUACUGGGGAGGUCAUCUUCAAGGACAACCUAUCCUCGUCUGUUGCCGGCAUCGUGGAAGGGGACUACCGGAUGGACGGGCAGAAUGAGCUCAUCUGCUGCUCUGUGGAGGGCGAAGUGCGUGGUUACCUCCCAGCAUCACAGGACCAAAAGGCUAACUUGAUGGACACCAACGUGGAGCAGGAAACCAUCCGAGAACUGAGUCAGAGGAAGCAGAACCUCCUGCUGGAACUCAAGAACUACGAAGAAAAUGCCAAGGCUGGGCAAGCAGAGCGGCCCUCAGGCAUGGGGGAAUUAGACAAGGCUCAGAUGGGCAUCAUACCUGCCAACACGCAGCUGCAGACAUCACUGAUGGUCAAUCCUGGUGAUGCUAACAAACCUCCCCAUGUUGAGCUCUCUGUCUCCACCACCAAUGACACCAUUGUCAGGGCUGUACUCAUCUUUGCUGAGGGCAUCUUUGAAGGAGAGAGCCAUGUUGUUCACCCCAGCUUUCAGAAUCUCAGCAACAGCCUGAGGGUGCAGGUGGUGCCUCCGAAGGAUGUCCCCGUCGACUUGCACAUCAAGGCAUUCGUUGGAGGCAAAGCAAGUAAUCAGUACCACGUGUUUGAGUUGACGAGACAGCUUCCUCGAUUCUCGAUGUACCUGCCCUGCCCUGAAGACACUCCAGAGCCCAAAAGCAGUGUGACAUUCACAGUCAAUGAGCGCGUGCAAAGGGUAUUAAUGUGGAUCAACCAGAAUUUCUUGUUGAAUGAUGACAUCACGGGUAAAGGGGACCUCAGUGUGGGCUUCAUGUCACUGCGUGGCUCGGGGCCGUUGUUCAUCAACAUGCAGGCAAACGGACAGAUGACCAUCAAGACCGAUGACAUGGACCUCGCUGGUGACCUGAUCCAGGCCAUAGCCAACUUCCUAGGGAUCGAAGACCUUCAAGUCACUGCCGAUUUCCCCAUGCACAUGGAAGAACUCAAGAACGUGCUGCACAAAGUGGACGAGUUCCAUGCCGUCAGACAGAAGCUGACAGCCGAGAUGGCGGAUCAUUCCAACCUGAUCCGAAGCCUCGUAGUCAGAGCGGAGGAUGCCCGCCUCAUGGGGGACAUGAGAAACAUGCGUCGGGGCUACAUGGAGCUGUAUGAUUUGAACCGUGACCUGAUCAAUGGCUACAAGAUCCGCUGUACCAACCACCAAGAGUUACUCAACUGCCUCAAGCUGGUCAACCAGACCAUCCAGAAAGCUGGCCAACUCAGAGUUGGGAAAUUCAAGACCCAAGUAGUGUCGUCCUGCCGCGAGGCCAUCAAAACGAACAACAUCAGCGCCCUCUUUAAGAUCAUCAAAACUGGGGCGUCUUCUGCACAAGUUCUCACAGAGCAUGAAAUCAUGUUUCAGUUAUUUUACCGCUGUUGUCUGCUAGCCAGCUUUUUAUCUCUUGCAAGAGCUGAUGUUGGUUUGUUUAGACAUAUUUUGAAGCGAGAAACAGUUGCUUGUUGGACUGAUCUCACUGCCAGGCAACGCCAAGCAUCCUUCACCAGCCCCGGGUUUCCAUCCGAUUACCCGAACAAUGCAGACUGCACCUGGAGGAUUACAGCACCCCCUGGCAGCCAGAUUGCCAUCAGCUUUGUCUCAUUUGAUGUAGAAUUUCAACGGAAUUGCCAGUACGAUUAUCUCACCAUAUAUGAUGGCCCUGAUCGUACGUUUCCUCAAGUUGGGCGUUACUGUGGACAGGAUUUACCAGCAGACUUCACGUCCAGCCUACCAGCCAUCUUGCUCCAAUUCAAAAGCGACUCUUCGGACACAGAGGGAGGCUUCGAGAUCGAGUUUCAUGGGAUUGGGGAUUUUGAAGAUGAGGUCAUUAGGGAGCCAGAUGGUGGCAGUGAUGGUGGUGGGGUUGAUGAGGGGGGUGAUGGUGACUUAGGCGAUGGGGUUUUGAGUAGUGGCAACAGCAGCAGCAGCUGGGAUUCCUUUCCAGGUGAGGGCUAUGGUGGUGGUGGUGAUGAUGCAGUGGGUCAAGGUGGUGAUGGAGUGCGAGACAUCAGUAAUGGUAACACAGAUCCCACUGGAGGCCCUGCUGUGAAUGCUGAUGGUGCUGAACAGCAUCAGACUGUUGAAAUUGAUGGCUGUCAUCAAGAAUGGCACAAUGCUCGCCAUGGCAACAUCACAUCACCAGGAUAUCCUAGUCCGUAUCCAAGCAACGCCGAGUGCACCAUUGUGAUCAAUGCUCCACCACGACAUGGCAUCACUCUGACGUUUCACUCUUUUGAUACGGAGGAAUUCUUCUGUGUCUUUGAUUAUGUGCUGAUAAAAGACAGUAUUUCAGCAGAUGCUGAACCUCUAGCUAGGCUUUGUGGCUCUGAUCUUCCAGGAGAAAUCCAAUCGACAACCGGUGUGCUUGUUGUCAAGUUUGUCUCUGAUGCUGCCGAUCAACGAGGAGGGUUCCGUGCCUCAUUUGUGAGUCAUGCAUUCGAUGUCAGCACAGCGAGCAACGUACCGGAAAUAGUGACCCAUACCCCAGACAUAGGUCAGCCCCCUGAUGAAGGCAAUGCGCUGCUGUUCAUUGAGAAACCGGUCGAUAAGACGGAUUUGCGCCUCUGGGACUCAGUGACGCGCAUGUGCACUGUUAACCAAGAGGGCGCUGUUGUCAAGUGGCUCAGAGACACCCAAGAACUACCUGCAGGUGAAAUUACUGAUGGUAUUUCUGUCACUGAGGUGCCCCGCGGAAGCAUGUUGACUAUUGAUAGAAUGGAGGAGGAACACCAAGGCAUCUUUGUGUGCCAAGCACAGCUACCUGGACAACGACCAAUAAUUGCUCCAAUUGCCCUUCGAAUCACAGAGGAGCCGUCAAGCGUCAUUGUUUCAUCACCAGACUAUAUCAGUAGUGUAGAUGAUGGAUUUGAGACGGUGCCACAAGACGCCUCUGUCAUCGACGGUGCCAAUCACGUCUUGGAGUGCUCCUACCCAGGUAGCCAGUACAUCAUCUGGCAGAAGGAUGACCGAACGCUGUUCACCGAUGACAGAAUCUUCAAAAUCUUUGCAGAUAAUAUCAUGAUCAAUGAUGUCAGGGUGACCGAUAGUGGCAGGUACAGCUGUGUGGCGUACGACGAAAAUGACGUCAAACUCGGCACAGUCUUUGCCAGACUGACAGUUACAUCCAGCCUGGAUGUAUCUGACGACUGUGGUCUUGUAAGAGCUAGAGAGGCUGUAAACGAUACAAAUUUGGAGAAAUACCGCAUUGUUGGUGGUGAUGUGGCCAGGAAGGGUUCCUCACCAUGGAUAGCUCGUCUUUGGCAUCGGAGUCACGGUGCACACUUCUGCGGUGGAUCCCUGAUUAACUAUCGUUGGGUUCUCACGGCAGCUCACUGUAUCAGAAGUCCAGAACAUCACUACCGGGCCGAUGACAUUCAGGUCCGCUUGGGUGAUCACGAUUCCCUCUACAAGGAAUCCAGCGAGAUGAUAUUCAGGGUCUCGCGGAUUGUGAUGCACAGGAACUUCAACAUGAAAAGCUUCAAUAAUGACAUAGCCUUACUACAGCUGGACCCCAGGGUGCCGGAAUUCACCGACUAUGUCUGCCCGAUAUGUCUGCCCAAACCCCGCCUUUCCAAGAGGGCUGGUGCCUGGCAAGUAUGCCCGGGGGUUGGCUGGGGGAGGCUCAUUGAGCGUGGAAGUUACCCUAGGUAUCUCCGUGAAGUCGGCGUUCCUAUAGUGUCCGAAAGGGAUUGCCAGGUAUCGGCUGCGCAUUUGUUCACCACAAACAUGUUUUGCGCUGGCUACCGCCAGGCUGCGCAGGGAGAUGCUUGCCAGGGGGACAGUGGGGGUCCUCUAGCCAUGAUGGAAGGGGACAAGUGGCACCUGCUUGGGGUGAUCAGCUGGGGGGAAGGGUGUUCUAGGGCUGAAAAGUAUGGCGUCUACACCAAGGUUGCCAAUUACAUCUCCUGGAUCACAGAGGUCGUGACCCCCAGUGUUGAAGAUGAGUCAGUAUCAGAGUCCGAGUCCUCAUCAGUGUCCGAGUCUGAGACUGGUUAAAACACUUCUACAAAGCAAACGAAAACUUCUUGUUAAUGUAUUAAACUGCACGAUAUUGCAACAUAAAUUGUAUUAAGAGUGAAUCAAACCACUAUUGUAUAUGUUGCUUUAGCUGUAAGUUUUAUCCUCUGCUGUAGCCUGGACGUCACUCAGCCUCCACUUAUCACAAAUGUUUCACGUUCUCCCUUAUGUUUCAUGACUAGACAAGGCUUGCUCCGAUUGUAUAAUUAGGCAUUUUGCUUCAGGCUUCACAAAGCAUGGGGAUAUUCACACAUGUAUUUGACUGGCGAAAUCUGAUCACCAAAUGCCGAAUACAUUUGUGCAGUGUAGAUCAAAUAGUGAUGCAAGAAGAGUAUAUUUUCACCACUGCCAAGCUCAGCUCACUUGCCUCUGCAAUGAACAAUACACACAAAGCUGUGUAAUCUCCCGCUGGCUUCUUAUUGUCUCCUCUCUCUUUCAAAGUACUGUCUGGACCAUGUACGUUGUGAUGAUCACAAAUUAUUUUUAACAAGUCAGUUAUAGUUCUCUCAGAUUGUAUUUUCCUUUUUGUGCAUAUUCUAGUAACGUAUGCAGCGGAGACAGUGGACAGAAAAAUCAAUCUCUGUAAAAAAAAAUUAAAUCUGAAUGUUUGCAUAUGUACACAUUUACAACUAAUUUCACCGAAACACUCAAAAGGUAACAAAUUGACAAAUUUCUACCAACAGAAAAUCAAUCAAUUUAAUUAGGUUGCAUGAUUGACUUACAAUAGUUUACUUGGUUGACCUAUUAAAAAUACAGUUGCAAACUAA
Molecule: messenger RNA, 5847 nt
Organism: Acanthaster planci (crown-of-thorns starfish)
Lineage: Eukaryota; Metazoa; Echinodermata; Asteroidea; Valvatida; Acanthasteridae
Product: BBSome complex member BBS2-like
Biological process (GO): non-motile cilium assembly
Cellular component (GO): BBSome; neuron projection; ciliary basal body
Source: RefSeq, a predicted model, not a curated record